GAAGGAACUUGGAGGUCUUCUUGGAUUGCUCCAGGUUCCCUCUGCCAUGGCCAAGUCCAAAAAAGGUAUGGACAGCCCUGCAGACCCACCGAGAAGAGGCAGGAAGAUCAAAUCCCUUGGUGCUGCUCCAAAAGUUGGUAAACAGAGUGAUCUAGACAGCACGAAGAGCACAGGGACCGGCUUUCAGCUACUUUCUGGCCAGACAUCCCUCAAGCUACCAGGUGAAAACAUCAUCUCAGGAAAUCAUGGCUCUAUCCAGCAAGAUAAACAAGAAGCUUCAGAAACACAGAGUUCAGAGUCUGGUAAUGCCGCCAAGAGCAUCCCCACUUUGUCCUCACCUGCAGCCAGACAGGAAGGGGAUGCCCAGAGAGGGCCGGAGGAGUUUAAAGCUGUGAAUCCUGCUCCGCCACGUUUGGCUUGGAAAACCAUGGUUAGACCAGCACCAGCUCCAUCUGCUCUGAAGACAAUGAACAGAGAGAAAAGUGUGUAUGAGAGAGACGUGGAGUCCUCGCCCACACAGCAUCUCAGUUUACCUCAGGAAGUCAAAGACUCAACACAAACAGCCUCCAAAAAGAAGAAAAGAAAAAUGGGCUUAUAUAAUUUUGUUCCCAAAAAGAAACCAAAAGUGUCCAAGAAACCGAAUGUCUCGUUGUCCUCUUCAAAUGAGCAGGAGGAUUCACAUACAGCUGGCUCCAAAGGUGGGCAGAUGUCCAUUGAAGAGGCAUUCAAAAAUAGAGUUAGUUCUGAGAAACCAGAGAAGCAGACUUCAGCGGCUGAGAGAGAAACUGCAGCAGAAGCGCAUAAGAACAAGGAAAUGGAGGACCUUCCACAAGGCCACGCUGAAGAAUACACAGAGCUGCCUCUACAUGCUCUGGCUCAUGAAAGCAUGUUCACGGCAGUCCCCACAGGUUUGCCGGAGGAUAAAGAGAACAUGGAGGCUGAUGACACGUUGGAACCUCCACUGUGUAGCUGCCGCAUAGAGGCUCCGAAGAACCAGGAUGUAGUAACUCUUGCUGAGGGCAAGUGCAUGGCUGUAGAGAGUGUUGAUGGAAAGCUGAGUUUAUGUCGGAAGGUGAUUCUGAAGCAGCAAAUGAUGCGUCCCUCUCUGAGGAUUCCAUUGCUGGUGUUGUGCGAGGAUCAUCGUGCGGGCAUGGUGAAACACCAGAGCUGCCCAGGCUGUGGUUUCUUCUGCAGGGCUGGGACGUUUAUGGAAUGUCAGCCAGAUGGGAACAUCUCUCACCGCUUUCACCGGAGCUGUGCCUCUCUGAUCAGAGGUCAGGUCUACUGCCCUCACUGCGGUGAGGAUGCUAGUCAUGCUAAGGAGGUCACGAUCCCCAAACCUGACUGUGCAGUGCCAACAGCCGCUGUGCCCGCGCACAAAAGAGACACCGCCUUAAUGGACAGGGCUAAAUUGGACUCUGUCACUGUUGGUGGAGUGAUAGACCCUGCUAAAGAAUCACUGGAAAGCGUUUUAAAUGCACUCGAGGAUGGGAAGUAUAAGAAAUUGGAAGGUGUGGACCCAAAUUUGCGGAUGGACAGUGAGAAGAGGAAGACUUCCUUGCAUUGUGCUGCUGAGGAGGGACAUAAAGAGAUCUGCCAUAUACUAGUGCAGGCUGGUGCGAACCUGGACAUGUGUGAUGCUGAGCAGAGAACUCCUCUGAUGUAUGCCUGUGAGAACAAUCAUCUAGAAACAGUGAAAUACUUACUGAAAGCUGGUGCUUCUACUGGGCAUAAGGAUAUGAGAGGCUCUACAUGUCUUCACUUGGCAGCCAGAGGAGGACACACAGGUGUGCUGCAGUAUCUUGUCUCCAUGCCAUCCAUAGACGUCAACUGUAAGGAUGAUGGCGGCUGGGCUCCUCUUACCUGGGCAACUGAGAACAUGAAUCUAGAGCAGGUGAAGAUGCUGAUCUCAGCGGGAGCUGAUGUCCAAAUAAGAGAUAAGGAGGAGAAUGUCUGUCUCCACUGGGCAGCAUUCUCUGGCUGUGAUAAGAUCGCUCAGCUGCUGCUUGACAAGAGAUCUGACCUACAUGCUGUGAACAUCCAUGGAGACUCACCGCUUCACAUUGCUGUCAGACAGAACCAGCUGGACUGUGUUAUGCUUUUUCUGUCUCGAGGAGCAGAUGUAAAUCUGAACAACAAGGACGGUGAGACUCCUUUGGACUGCUGUAGUGUAAAUUCCAAGAUGUGGACAAUCCUCAACACCAAUAAGAAGCUGACAGAUGCUAGGAGAGGCAGAGACAGCCUUAGAGAAAGACUCCUCUGCAGAGAUGUGUCCCGAGGCUAUGAGGACGUCCCUGUGAUGUGUGUGAAUGGGAUGGACCAUGAGCCCUGUCCCAGUAACUUCAAAUAUGUUCCAGAGAACUGCUUUACCUCUCAAGUGAAUAUAGAUGAGAACAUAACACACUUACAGCACUGCAGUUGUAAAGAUGACUGUGCGUCAGGCAGCUGUAUCUGUGGCCAGCUCAGCAUGCGCUGUUGGUAUGACAAGGAUGGCCGCUUGUUGAAAGAGUUCUGCAGGGAUGAUCCACCCUUCCUGUUUGAGUGUAACCAUGCCUGUUCCUGUUGGAGAACGUGCCGAAAUAGAGUGAUACAGAAUGGCCUUCGGGUCAGACUGCAGGUGUUUAGGACUGAGAGGAUGGGCUGGGGGGUCCGAGCACUGCAGGAUAUUCCUGAGGGAACUUUCGUAUGCGAGUUUGCAGGUGAAAUCAUUUCAGAUGGGGAAGCUAAUGCUCGGGAAAAUGACUCGUACAUGUUCAACCUAGACAACAAGGUUGGAGAGGUCUACUGCAUUGAUGCCCAGUUUUAUGGUAAUGUUAGUAGGUUUAUGAAUCACCUUUGCGAACCCAAUCUAUUCCCGGUGCGGGUGUUCACCAAACACCAGGACAUGCGCUUUCCUCGAAUUGCACUCUAUGCAAGCAAGGCUAUUCAAGCUGGAGACGAGCUUGGGUUUGACUAUGGUGAUCCCUACUGGCAAAUCAAGAAAAAGUACUUCCGUUGUCAGUGUGGCUCUGCAAAAUGUAGAUACUCUGAGACUGUUCCGGGCCAGAACCACGCAGACAGCUCAGUCCGAGCGCUCAGUGAUCAGACCGUUGCUCAGGUGGAACACAUCCAGUCAGCUAACACAGCUAUAGCAAUAACUCAACCCUGAGCCCUGCACACAAACAACAGGAUAUGCUGAGACCUUUUGUGUAUAAAUAUGGUUAGGAAUGCAGUGCAUUAUUUCCUGAAUCUCAGCUCCAAGGAAGGACAAUUUAUGCAGAGAUACAGCAUCAUUUAUUAUUAUCACCAUGCUGUUGAGAGCAUUUGUAAUAAGACUUUUAAUCAAAGGUGUUUUGGGCCUUUUUUUUAUCUGAAUGCAUGUCUCACAAAGUUUUUAUUUUAGGAUGAUGGUGAGGCUCUAUAAUUGUAUGAGAUAUAGGCACUAGCAUAUUAGACUUUUAUACAUUUUUAAGCAUCAGCUAUUAUAUACUUGGUAUAAAAACAGGCUUUUUAGUUGAUUAUCAUAAGCAAAAAAGAAAGUAGUAGUAGAAGAGAUGGACAAGUUCUGCUGGCUUUUUUUUUUUACGCCGUCUUCUCAGGAGCAAAGAUCAGGGCUGUUUUCUAAUCAGUUUUUCCAUGUAUUGAAAUUUCACUAGGAAAUGGUUACAGAAUUUUAAAUAUCAUGCCUGUGAAAAAUAAAGCUUUUAGUGAUGUUUUUUAAUUU
Messenger RNA from Sinocyclocheilus anshuiensis, 3703 nucleotides. Its product is annotated as histone-lysine N-methyltransferase EHMT1-like. The transcript is spliced from 23 exons. Gene Ontology annotation, molecular function: histone H3K9 methyltransferase activity; p53 binding; zinc ion binding. Gene Ontology annotation, biological process: negative regulation of transcription by RNA polymerase II; peptidyl-lysine dimethylation. The record is from RefSeq and is a predicted model, not a curated record. Bases 47 to 3148 code for a protein of 1033 amino acids. NCBI's taxonomy places the organism in Eukaryota, Metazoa, Chordata, Actinopteri, Cypriniformes, Cyprinidae. Gene Ontology annotation, cellular component: chromatin; nucleus.